CUCUUUUUCCGGCUGGAACCAUGGAGGGUGCAGAAGAGAAGAAGAAGAAGGUUCCUGCUGUGCCGGAAACCCUUAAGAAAAAGCGAAGGAACUUCGCGGAGUUGAAGAUCAAGCGUCUGAGAAAAAAGUUUGCCCAAAAGAUGCUUCGAAAGGCAAGGAGGAAGCUUAUCUAUGAAAAGGCUAAGCAUUACCACAAGGAAUACAGGCAGAUGUACAGAACUGAGAUUCGCAUGGCGAGGAUGGCGAGAAAAGCCGGCAACUUCUACGUGCCUGCAGAACCCAAGUUGGCAUUUGUCAUCAGGAUCAGAGGUAUCAAUGGUGUGAGCCCAAAGGUUCGAAAGGUGUUGCAGCUUCUUCGCCUUCGCCAGAUCUUCAAUGGCACCUUUGUUAAGCUCAACAAGGCUUCAGUUAACAUGCUAAGGAUUGUGGAACCGUAUAUAGCAUGGGGGUACCCAAACCUGAAGUCAGUGAAUGAAUUGAUCUACAAGCGUGGUUAUGGCAAGAUCAACAAGAAGCGAAUUGCCCUGACAGAUAACACAUUGAUUGCUCGGUCUCUUGGUAAAUAUGGCAUCAUCUGCAUGGAGGAUCUGAUUCACGAGAUCUAUACCGUUGGAAAACGUUUCAAAGAAGCCAACAACUUUUUAUGGCCCUUCAAAUUAUCUUCUCCACGUGGCGGAAUGAAGAAAAAGACCACCCAUUUUGUAGAAGGUGGAGAUGCUGGCAACAGGGAAGACCAGAUCAAUAGGCUUAUUAGAAGGAUGAACUAAGGUAUCUACCAUGAUUAUUUUUGUAAUCUGGUCAGUUAAUAAAUGACUACUUUCAAAUG
Messenger RNA from Canis lupus familiaris (dog), 826 nucleotides. It is a transcript of the gene RPL7, whose product is annotated as ribosomal protein L7. The transcript has 7 exons. The record is from RefSeq and is marked validated. Bases 21 to 767 code for a protein of 248 amino acids. Gene Ontology annotation, molecular function: RNA binding; structural constituent of ribosome. Gene Ontology annotation, biological process: maturation of LSU-rRNA from tricistronic rRNA transcript (SSU-rRNA, 5.8S rRNA, LSU-rRNA). Lineage: Eukaryota; Metazoa; Chordata; Mammalia; Carnivora; Canidae. Gene Ontology annotation, cellular component: cytosolic large ribosomal subunit.